Hippocampus zosterae (dwarf seahorse) is the source of this 4002-nucleotide messenger RNA. It is a transcript of the gene hhat, whose product is annotated as hedgehog acyltransferase. Lineage: Eukaryota; Metazoa; Chordata; Actinopteri; Syngnathiformes; Syngnathidae. Gene Ontology annotation, biological process: protein palmitoylation. Gene Ontology annotation, molecular function: palmitoyltransferase activity. The transcript is spliced from 12 exons. The record is from RefSeq and is a predicted model, not a curated record. Gene Ontology annotation, cellular component: endoplasmic reticulum. Bases 194 to 1729 code for a protein of 511 amino acids.
AAGAAGACGGAUGUGAGUCCGUGGGUUUUGUGCCACUUUGUAUGUGUGCUUAAGGUAUAUUUGAAGUUCAAAUAUAAUGGCUCAAAUUUGAACCAUACACUCGCUGUCGUGGAGCGUGGACUGGCUAGAGGACAAAAAGAUGGACCGCUACAUGACAUUUUUAGGCCCACUGUAGCGCAGCGAUUACGACCAGAUGACAUACGUCCAGUCAGCGCCGCUGCCACGGACGGAGCUCCUUGUCUACUGGUUGUUGUCAUUUGGCUCCCAUUUUUACUCUUUCUAUGAACUUCACAGGUUCUCAAAAGAGCAUGAAGCCGGAUUGGAUAGACAUUUUCACCUGGAAAGGAGCCUCUUUACGGGGUUUAAAAGGGAUGUGUCAGACUUUGAGUGGACCUUCUGGACCGAGUGGGCAAAAAAGUCCUUGCUGUGGACUCUGAUUGGACAUGCUGUCAUAUCUAGAUUCUGCAGCAUAUUUUACCCACAGUUUCGGGUUGCGGCGCUCACAGUUUACGGCCUGUUUGCGGCCUGCAGUGUGUUGGGACUCAGAGGAGUGUCCGUGUUACUUCUCCAUGUGGCUUUGUCUUUCUCUGUGGCACAACUCAGAAGGCCCGCUCUAUGUUGGACCUGCAACCUUCUGCUCCUCUGCACUCUUCAUGUGCGACCACUUCAAGACAUUCAGAGGGGCUGGUACGAGCAUGAGGAGGAGUACUACCUGCUGCUCUUUGGCGUGGCCGUGGGCACACUUCGCCUCAUCAGCUUCAGUUUGGAGCACUGCGGUCGCACCGCGAUCCAUGGCGCCGCCCUCCCGCAGCUCUGCUGGCUGUUGUCGUACACAUUCUACCAUCCGUUUUUCUACAACGGACCUAUCAUCACUUUUAACGAUUACGUGGAGCAGAUGCAGAAGCCCGCAGAGGAGAGUGACCGGCACAAAGCAGGCGCUCGCUACUUGUUGCUUCGUUCAACACGGAUCCUGAUGUGGUGGUGCAUUGCCGAGUACAUGAUUCACGUCAUGUACAUGCACGCCAUCCAGUCCAAUGAGACCUAUCUGGAGAUUCUGCCACCGUGGGCUUUAGGUGGUCUGGCUCUGGCCCUGGUGCAGUUUUUCUUUGUCAAGUACCUGGUGUUGUUCGGUCUCCCGUCCAUGUUGGCUACGUUGGACCAGCUGGUUCCUCCUGGUCUACCUCGCUGUGUCAGCAUCAUGUACAGCUUCACUGGCAUGUGGCGGCAUUUUGACAAGGGCCUGUAUCGAUGGCUCCUCAGAUACAUCUACGUGCCUCUGGGAGGUUCACAUCACGGAGUGAUGUAUAAAAUGUUAUCCACAGCGCUGGCGUUUGGCUUCGUCUGCCUUUGGCACGGUGGCCAUGACUACCUUCAGUGCUGGGCCCUGAUGAAUUGGCUGGGCGUUCUUGUGGAAACCGGCCUGAAGGCUCUCUUUGGCUCAGCGCUCGUUCGCUCCUUUUUUGAGCGGCAUUCCUCUGCGGCAAUGAGGAGGCGCUGCGCCGCGGUGCUCUCCGCUUUCUCCACGGCCAUGCUCAUCCUCUCUAAUCUGUUCUUCCUCGGGGGCAUUCACGUCGGCAGGAUCUUCUGGAAGCGCGUUUUCCUUCAAGAUGCUCAUCCAGUAAAAGAUGCUGCUGCUGUUUCACAGUGUGCAUUUGGCUGUGGGGUUUUUUUUUGUGCCUCCCAAAUAGAGAGACAUCUGCUUGAAGCCCGGCUCAUUUGCUCGCCAUAGUCACAGCGUCAUCAGUCUUCAUCCAGCAAGAAUCUCACCUCAUUGCCGCCGUUAUCUUUCAACUCAUUACUGGCAUGUGGACCCAGAGCCACCUUUCUUUCUCUUAGGAAUAUCUACUCUUCUUUUUUUCGGGUCUCGACGGCACCGUGCCAUGCGGUUCCAAGCCGGGAGUUUCUAGGCUGCUGAGAAACGCUUCGCGCACAAUUGCUAGGAGCCAAUUACAAAAAAACGACUCAACUGUUUGUUUCCCCUGCCACAAAGCACCUUUUAAUAUUCCUUGCUGUUAACCCUACAGAAUUUGAUGUAUAGUCGUAUAUUUAAACUGAGGUACAGUUUAAAUAUACGACUCCGCUGGUGAAAUGAAUUUACAUUUAUACUGUUUUAGUCCUCCAGGGCCAUAUUUUCCACCAAAACCGUUUAAAUUAGAAAUGGUGGUAAACCCACCUUUUAGGGUGCGUGAAACUGAAAAUGUCAUGGCGGUCUGAUGUAAUUCGCGAUUUGCAUACUCCUGGCGGAAUUCAAUGUUUGCUUUUCCUCCCAACAAAUCAUCUUUUAUGACCAAAUAAAAAUAUAAUCUCCAAACUGUGGUGCAAGGCAAGGCGGCUUCAUAUAGCGCAUUUCAAUGAAGAUAACUCAAUGUGCUUCACAUUAUUAAAAGUACAUUUAAAAGCAAAGUAAAUAACAUAUACUGUAGCUUACUAAAAUCACAAAAAGAACAUAUAGUGCAAGAAUAUUUUUGAAAAAUAAAAUACCUUAAUCAUAAGUGCGGGGGUGGGGGCGGCGGGUGAUUUUAACCUGCAUUUAAAAGCAGUCCUGAGGUGCAUGAGAUAGAAAGACUAAUGCCGGUCUGCUACAAUAUGAUUACUCAUUUACCUAAUUAUUUACCCCCCCCCCCCCCCAAGUGUGAGUUUUAUUUUCCAAAGAGAGAAUUCCCAAACUCUAGUGCACACAUCAUCGGUGUGCAUCAGAUGAAAAGUAUACCGGUAAUUGCAGUCUGUUAAAAUUAAUAUCGUUUUAUUCCCCAAGUGUAACUUCUUUUUCACAAAAUAAAUAUUUAUGGCCUCUAUAGGUGCACUCGUUAUCUAAAAUGUUUUGCUAAGAUGGAAAAGUAAGAUUAAGAAGGGAGAGCAUUUUUUUCCAAAAUGUGAAGUGCAGUCUAUACAACACAAGUCCAGUUCUCUCGAUAGGUAAAUAAUAAUAAUAAAAGGAGUACCUUUAUUCCAGCGGGAUCUUUGUCGUGUUGCCGCAGGUCGAGGAAGCAGGAUGGAGUAAAAAAAAAACAAACAUCUAUUUAUCCUCCAAAAAUACAAAAAAAAAAAAAAAACGUGGAAUCAGCGAUACUUAAACUAACAAAAGUCCAGAAGGGAAAAUUCAAAGUAACAAACCAAAACCGCCAACGGAUUCUACAAGACGUGACGACAAGGACCGAAAACAAACAAACGGACGAGAUAAUGAGGAACACUUGGACAAGACACAAAGGUUUGGAGGGGGCUGAUCGGGUAACACCGGGGAUCGGGUAAACAGCAGGACCUAACAAGACAGACAGACAAAGAAACACAAGGAAAAUUAUUUUCUAAAUCCAAAACCAAAAUCAACAAAGACCCACCAUGCCAAUCUUUUGUUCACUUUAAGAGCUCAAACCAAAUGUCUCAUUUUAGUGUUGUAAGAAACGCAGAGCAGACAUUGCAACGUUACAAAAAAAAAUGAGACUUCUUUUAAUUGCUCGGGGGCAGCUGCAGGUGAUUAAAAAGUAAUAACGCACUCACUCAAUUCCACAUCUUGUAAAACAACAACAACGGGAGGAAAAAAAGGCUUAAAAAGUUAUUCUAUUACAAGGAUAAAUGUCUUCAAUAUGUGUGAGUGUGACCCUUUCCGAGACCCUUAGGCCAGACCAAAUCUAGGAGAGUUGCAUUAAUUCCUCUGCUUAUUAUUAAUCUUCUUUUUUUUUUUAAUCAAAUGGACGUGUUUGAAACAGUACUACAUUUCAGGUAUAGGCGCUUUAAAUAAUAGUCAUUUCAUGGUCAUAAAUUGACAGGCCCCAGUCGUGUGCAUUGUGACUCUUCAGCCAAUCAAAAGAUCACCUUUGAGAGUGGGCGUGUACAAGGCGGCCAAGUACUCAAAAUGAAGCACAUUUUUUUGCGAAUCUUAAUGUGAUGCGUUUGUUUCACCGGAAAACCAUAUUCCACUCAGUCAUGUUUCGCAGCUGACCUUCUUCACGCGCACACAACUGUCAUCUGGCUGUUAAUAAAUGAAGAGGAACCUACAAAAAGAAA